AUGAUUCAACCUGAUGGGUUCGCUAUGUUCAGUCGUUACUUGAAUGCAACCAAACGACCAAUGGUAUUUGGCUGCAGUUACCCUGCCUACUCACACUGGUACGACGGUGAAAAACUUAACUGGACUCAGCUGAUCGAUAAUUGCAAUCUUUGGAGAAUGUUUGAAGAUGUUCAAGAUUCGUUUAGUUCUGUUCUAUCAAUAAUGCGACAGUACGAGGCUCAUAGGAGGACUCUGAUCCCAGCUGCUGGUCCCGGUCAUUGGAAUGACCUUGAUAUGCUAUUGGGUGGGAACUUCGGACUCUCAUGGGAUGAGACACGUGUGCAAAUGGGAAUCUGGGCUAUGCAUGCAGUCCCUUUGAUCAUUUCUGUCGACCUUGAAGACAUUAAACAAGAAAUGAAGGAGAUUCUCCAAGCACCUUUAGUAAUACGCGUCAAUCAAGACAAACUCGGGAAACCAGCUGAUUUGAUAAUUCCAGAACCAGGCAUUAAGGUGUGGGUUCGUCAACUAUCGGAUUUCAACGGCGGUUGGGCGUUGGCCUACCUGAAUCUUAACGAUGGCGCAGGCUACCCUGUUCAAGUUGUUAACAGUUUGAAGGAACUUGGAGUUAAAGCCGAUGGCAAUAAAGGCACUUCUUUCAAGUUGAUCGACGCUUUUACGGGAAAUGAGAAGCUUACAACUGACUUGUCCACACCGUUUGAAGUUCGUGUUAAUCCCAGUGGAAUUGUGAUGCUAAUUGCACAGCCCCUGGGUCAUAACUUAAACCACGUGAUCGAAUUCUAA
Rodentolepis nana is the source of this 780-nucleotide messenger RNA. The record is from the annotation of a GenBank genome assembly. Lineage: Eukaryota; Metazoa; Platyhelminthes; Cestoda; Cyclophyllidea; Hymenolepididae.